Dendrobium catenatum is the source of this 2080-nucleotide messenger RNA. RefSeq names its product type I inositol polyphosphate 5-phosphatase 8. The coding region runs from base 208 to 1614 and encodes 468 amino acids. The transcript has 11 exons. NCBI's taxonomy places the organism in Eukaryota, Viridiplantae, Streptophyta, Magnoliopsida, Asparagales, Orchidaceae. The record is from RefSeq and is a predicted model, not a curated record. Gene Ontology annotation, molecular function: phosphatidylinositol-3,4,5-trisphosphate 5-phosphatase activity; phosphatidylinositol-4,5-bisphosphate 5-phosphatase activity; inositol-polyphosphate 5-phosphatase activity. Gene Ontology annotation, biological process: phosphatidylinositol dephosphorylation.
AAUUACGCCACUCCCUCUACUCCGAUGUGACCAUCCCCUCCAUCUUCGCCUUUAAACCCUUUCGUCCCCCGGUACUCCUGGCCUCUCUCCAAAGAAGAAAGACAGCACAGAGAAAAUAAGGGAGGAGAGAGGAAAUUUACCAUUCACCUCGUGGUGGCGGAUAUAAUCGCAACAGAGGACGGAAACCAUCUUUUUUUAGUGGAAGCAAUGAGAACAAGGUUCGGCAAAAAUCUUAAGUCUUACUCUUGGCCGAGGUCAGUGGUGCAUAAAUUCUUAAAAGGUCAAGACUUAAAGUCUAACACGGAGUGCACGUCUAAGAGAGCGAUUGAAUCCCAACAGAGAACGAAGAGCUUCUCCAAUAAAGAUGAUUCGCUCUUCAUUUCAAAAGACUUAUCUGUGGCAGAGUGGUUAGAGAACAGUUCUGAGUCUCUCAGGCUCGAUACUUCCCCGCAUCAGAGCGUAAGAAUGUUUGUCGGAACUUGGAACGUUGGCGGCCGAGCUCCCGACUCCGAUCUCAACCUCCAUGACUGGCUAACAUCCUGUUCCUCUUGUCCAGCUGACGUAUACGUACUCGGGUUCCAAGAAAUCGUGCCGUUAAACGCCGGCAACGUCCUCGGCGCCGAGAACCGCGUUCCCGCCGGCCAGUGGCUCUCGCUCAUAAGGCAGGCACUGAAUCCUCACAGAAACGGACAGGCAGUUACGUACGAACCCAUCACGUUGGAGGAAGCCGCUGAGGCGGUGCCGUGGACCUGCGAGGAAUUGGGUGGCCUCGGGAGCAGAGACGGCUACAGGCUGGUGGCAAGCAAGCAGAUGGUGGGGAUCUUCUUGUGCGUGUGGGUUCGUGCGAGCUUAUUGCCGCACGUGAGCAGUGUCCGCGUCUCGUGCGUAGGGAGGGGCAUAAUGGGUUACAUGGGAAAUAAGGGUUCAAUCUCAAUUAGCAUGACAUUAAGAGGAACAACAUUUUGUUUUGUAUGCACUCAUUUGGCGUCCGGUGAGAGAGAAGGUGAUGAGGUGAGAAGGAACGCCGAUGUGAUGGAGAUAUUGAAGAAGACUAAGUUCAAUAAGUCCAAUUGCAUCUUCUAUGAUUCACCCGACACUAUUCUGGAACACGAUAAAGUAGUCUGGUUGGGGGAUUUGAAUUAUCGCCUUGCGGCCUCGUGGAAUGAGAUGCUGGAGCUGCUUCUGGAGAAGGAUUGGCGAGCGUUAUUGGAUAUGGAUCAGCUUAGGAAAGAGCAAAGAGGAGGCCGCGCGCUGGGCGGAUGGGAAGAAGGGAAGAUAAAUUUCCCUCCCACUUACAAAUACGUAGCUAAUUCCGACUCCUACGCGGUUAGAACGGCUAAGACCGGUGGCAAGCGCCGCGCACCUGCUUGGUGCGACCGCAUACUCUGGCGUGGAAAGGGUAUGAAGCAGCACUGCUACCUUCGCGGCGAGACCCGUUUCUCCGACCACCGCCCUGUAUACGCCCUCUUCACCGUCGAUCUCGACGGAUACUACGCUCCGGCGAGACCCUCCUCCGGCGGAACCUCGUCGGCGGCGUGGGGCAAGAUCCAAGCAGAAGAGAUGCUUUUGCUGACGAGAACACAGAGCUGCAUACAGACCGCGACCCGGUUCUGACGUGUCGAACCGGGACCAGCUGAACCCAUUCGCGAGACCAUUGACUUUCUUUUCGGAGCUUUUUUUCCCGUAAAGCAGGCAUGAGAGGAGAGGGAGAGAGAGAGGGGGAGAGGCAAAGACGUUAAAGAGAAGGCUACAGCAUAUACUAACAAAAUUUUUUUCUUUCUGUCGCUCGCUGGGGCCACUUACAGGUGGCUGCUAAUGGCCAACUGGUAUAAAAGACGAGGGAUCGAAGUGUAAGAGACGAAGAGAGAGAGAGAGAGAGAGAGAGGGAGAGGGAGAAGAAUGAUGCCGUCAUGAUCACGAGCUGAUCAUGGCCGUUCAGGAGUUCAUGGACGGUGUAGGGGCGAAGAGCAUAUUUUUGAUGUGGAAGAGAGGUGAAGCUGUAUGAGUUUAAUAUGUACAAAUAUUUCAGUGUAUAUUGCUGAAGCGGAUAUGACAAGCAUAGCUUUUGUUUUGAUGUUUA